Strongylocentrotus purpuratus (purple sea urchin) is the source of this 3945-nucleotide messenger RNA. RefSeq names its product ganglioside GM2 activator (gene gm2a). The coding region runs from base 105 to 767 and encodes 220 amino acids. Gene Ontology annotation, biological process: ganglioside catabolic process; lipid transport. NCBI's taxonomy places the organism in Eukaryota, Metazoa, Echinodermata, Echinoidea, Camarodonta, Strongylocentrotidae. Gene Ontology annotation, cellular component: cytoplasmic side of plasma membrane. The transcript has 4 exons. The record is from RefSeq and is a predicted model, not a curated record. Gene Ontology annotation, molecular function: enzyme activator activity; lipid carrier activity.
UAGACAUGCAGUUAGUUAGUGCAGUGGUUGUUCGUGUAAGUUUGCGGAAUAAAACUUUGGUAAUUCAUGUUCGACGUGACGUUAUUUAGAAUUUGACCACAAACAUGCAGCAGCAUACGAAAUUGACAGUAGUCAUAUUUAUGACUUUGGUUGUGCCUUGUAUUUUAGGCUAUAACCAAGAGAAGGAAAACUUCAUCGCUCUUAUGAAACUUCUAAACACACCACAAAAACCGGAGCGAUAUUUUUCACCUGUGGACGUAAAGUUUCCUGUGUCUGAGCAACCCACCGUGACAGAGUUCAACUGGAAGUCGUGUGGUCCUUCCGAUCCGAUCUCAGCCGAUGUGGUCAUCCUGCCAGAUCCUCUCGUUAUCCCAGGCAACAUCUCGGUCGAAGCCAAUGCAACGCUCAAGGUGGAUGUGGUCGCCCCUGUCAAGGUGUCCCUCACUAUCAAGAAGAAGGUCUUAGUAUGGCUACCUAUCCCUUGUAUCGACGGCGUGGGGUCCUGUGUCUACGACGAUGUCUGCGAGAUGCUGGAUACAAUGUUCCCACCCAGUCAACCGUGCCCUGCUCCUCUGGCUACAUACAAUCUACCAUGCCAUUGUCCUUUCAAAGCAGGUACCUACACCUUGCCUAAAUCUGACGUUGUAGUUGAGGACACCGGGAUCCCCUCCUGGCUGAGCUCUGGCGACUACGAGAUCAAGGUCGUCGCCCAGGAUAGCAAGGGCAGUGAGCUGGCCUGCUUCUCUGCAACCUUGAGCCUGAAGUAAAGGGAUCCUGCUGCCUGUACAUCCCCAUGCUCUUCCACGAUGAUGACCAGUCUUCAAGCAAUCACUCGAUUCCAGCUGCUCAGGCUUUGUAUCCAUCGGCCCUCCUGGCUCAAAACCACUGUCAAAUAUUAAAAGCAGAAUUAAAUUUAACUGUGUGUCGCAUGGGACCAGUAGAACAUUCAUAGCAUACUGACUAGCCACUUCAUUAAUAAAUAAACAAAUUGCAGUCUGGUCUUUAAAUUGUGAACCAGAAAUAUAUCCCAUGAUACCCUUUGUCUUAUGUUAAUUGAGAGCUUGAUGAGAUAACCACCUGUUGGUGACCUUGCAGGGAGGUCUAAUCCCUCCUGGCCAAACUAGUGCAGAUAGGCUUUAAGAGCAUUUCAAGGGCUUUUAAAUUCAUAACAAAUGAAUUCACCAGACCCUAUGUCAAUGUUGAGCCAAGCAAAUUAGGUAAUCAGUUAAUGCUCUUACUAUAAGAAUGCUUUCUUAGGGCUUUCAGAACAGGGUCAUUUGCUAUCCUGGUAGAUAAAAGAAAGAAAACAAUGUAAGAGAUGGAUUAGGCAAGGAGAUUUUAUUUUAAUCUAUUCCUCCAGGUGAUUCUGAAUUCACCCCCCCCCCCUGUCCUCAUCUUAUUGAUUGUUCUAUUCUGAACCAAACUUGUCCCCAAUUGUAUUGUUAAAUAAAUUCAUGUGGUUUUGAUCCAGUUGGGUGUCGUGUGAGUGGUGGUUGCAGAUCUCUAUUACAUCCAUCUUUCCCUUUCUACAUUUCAUCUCAUUUCAAGAUUUUGUAUGGCAUUAAAAAUGUGAUAACCAGGUAGAAUUUUAACAAGCAGUCUUUUUAUGAGCGAAAGAGCUAUUUUAUAUAUUUUUAAAGAUAUAUUUUUAUUUACAUGUAAUUAUUCACCUCUAUUUUAUCUUUUUUAAUGAUAGUUAUAUUAUUUUCAGGUUUGUGGUAUUUAUAAUAUGCAAAUAUAUUAAGGAUGAUGGUUGAUGAUAUCUAUAUUUCAUGUCAUGUAUGUAAGGCAACACCCCACACUAACCUCUUUUUUUGUCUAUUUAUAAGGGUUUAGAUUGUAAGUUUUAGGGUCUAUGAUAUGCUCAAUCCCCUUUUGGAAUGUGAAAAUUAUGGGGUUCAGUCUUUAGGAUUUCAGGACCCAUGAUUUGAUGUUAGCAUAAAGAGUGUUUUUAAAAUCCAUGUGCAAUGCUCAUUGACAAGGCGUUUUAGUCAUAGUUGCCCCUGUACACCGGAGAAUGUGAUGUACAAAUCAUACUCAUAAGAAGAUACUAUGAGCAAUUGAUUUCGCUCUGGGUAAUGACCAUCCACCGAAAGCAAUGGAAAUAAUUUUGAAGCGCACAAUAUGUUCCAUUGUUUGCCUUAUAAAGCUAUUGUUGCAGUAAAAAUUCAAAAUGUUUCAUCUUCAAAAGCGUUGUCUUCCUAACAGUGAACCAGAGAUAUUGAAGAAGCCUCAUGAAAAAUAUAUGCCUAUACAAAAAAAUAAGUGUGCUAUAAAUGAACAAGAAGGCAUUACUACAGAAGUACCAAAGACUUUGUUUCUAUGAGGUGAGGGGAACAAUUCUUUGAUCAUCAUUUAACUGAUUUUGUUAUGUCAAAAGCUCUUCCUUCUCAUGUAAACAUAACAAUUCUACUCAUGUAAACAUAACAAUUCUACUCAUGUAAACAAAAUAAUUCUACACAUGUAAACAUUAUGUUCCUCCGGACCACCAUGUGUUUUUGUCUUUCGUGACAAUAGUUUUUAGCAAUAUAAAUUGUUGUAUUAUUUCCUUGGGACAGCUUGGCAAGGAUCGUCUUUAUUCAAGAAAAACAAGUCUUUUAUCAAUAAAUUGUCUCUUCUUUUCAGUUUGAAUAAUAUUCUUUCAUGAUUAAAUGCAGUUUACAUGUAUAUUAUAUUCCAAUACAUUGAGAUAUAAACACAGAGUACUUCCAGAAUGUACAGCGAUAACUAUUAUUUUCAUUCUUCAGUAUACCACAGAGCAAGAUUUAGAUUUUGAUAUGAUUGUGAUGAAUGAAAUUAUGCUAUGGGAUGAAUUAAACAUUUUUGUAUUUCAAAUUGUAUAUAUCAAUUAUUAUUGCAGUUAUGCAUAUUACUGUCAUACAUUCUCAAGUGUCCUUAUUUCCUUCUCAGAAUUACAAAUAUCUAUUUUGAAUAUGUUGAAAAUGUCAAAUCAUGGUAUUGAUUUAUGCAUAUCCAAUCAGUAUACAGGUACCGGUAAUGAUUGAAAAAAAGUAUGAACUUGUAGUUAAAUGUAUGUAUAUAUUGUAUGACUGUGUAUGAAUGAUAUUUAAAUGAGGCAAGGUUUACUUUAUAUAAUGUUAUAUGAUUGAUACUGUAAAGGACCAAAUUUUUUAUCAUUAUGCUAUAUUCUUUUGAAUAGAAAUUAAAGAAAACAGUGAUUCUUUGUAAUUGAACAUUGUAUUUAAAUUUUUUAUUGUAGUAAAGGUCAAAGCAACAGGGUUGCGUGGCCAAUACAAGAAUUUAUAUUAUAUGUGCUUCUAGUAUUUGAUUCUUAAUUGCUAUAAUUACACCAGUACUGUUUAUCUUAUUACAAAACAAGAAAAUAUAUUAUCAAUGUUAUAUAGAGAACAAUGAUAAUUGUAGUUGCAUGUAAUAUCUUGGCAUAAUAGCCGAUAACUACGCAUGCAUGAAUGCAUAAUUGUUAUGUAGAAACUUUGUAUGUACUUUGCAUUUAGAAUGAGUUUUUUUGCUCACAGUCUGAUCCAUGUGAUGUACAGCUUUUACUGUCUAGGUUUAUGCAGUAAUUCAAUAUCUCUCUUGCACCUUGUAUGGUUGCGGUUUUGAUGGAUUUUUCCCCAUUUUUUUUCCAUUAUUUAAAAAAAAUGUAGUUUUCAAUUAUGUGGCAAGAUCAUAAAAUCAGUGCUUCCUAAUGCAGUUUGCAUUAUAUACCUCACAAAAUAUUCUUUCAGCAUUUUGCUCAUCUACCGGUAGUCAAUUUUUCCAUUCCAUGCUCUGUUAAAAUGCAGAUCUCUUUUCCAUGUAACAUUUUAUUGCACCUGUCUCUAUAUAUGUCAUCAAUGCCAGAAUGAGAAAGAAUUGUUAAUCCAAAACUAUUUUUCUAUUUUACUGUCAUAUGAUAUUCGCACAAAUACUUAUAUAUACUUGAAUCAGGUUCAUUAAUAAAUUCACCUUCAUUUUACCUUA